UAAACUCUUUUUUGUCAUAUGUAACACUUUAUUCAUGAACGGAUCUAGUAAUUUGUGCGAUUACAAUCGAGGAUCACUCAAUUCACCAACAAAUUACAUAGCAGCAGAAAUUUCCAUAGUCGUAACCUCUGCAUCAAAUUGCCAAUGUUGUCUCAAACGCAUGUUCUGUCUUCGCGCCCUUUCAGCUUCAACAGAUUUUCAAUGCCCACAAAAAUGGCCGUUAUCACUUCACGUGCUCCGUUCUCCGUUCGUGUCAGUACCUCAACCACGUCGACGCCGCUCGCCGGCGACACAAUUCCGGCGCUGGUAAUGUCAGAACAGCAGACACCCAAUUUGCAGUCGCGGGUCGCGGCAGCUCCGUCCAUUGCGGUGGCCAGAAAUCUAGGGUUCCGGCCCACCCCUGAAUUGGGGCUUCUCUCUCACUUGUUCGUUCUCUCCAUGGCUUUUGGGGCGUUUUUCUCAGUAGCAGUGUUUUCCAUUCCAACCUUAAUUGCUUUUGGAAGAUUAGGAGCUUCAGUGAAGAAAUUGUCAAAGGUUGUUUCAGAAGAGGUACCUGGAACUUUACAUUCUCUGAAACUUUCUAGCAUGGAGCUGAACGACUUGACCCAACAACUUAGUAGUCUCAGGCAUAAAAUUGCGGGCAUUUCUAAGGGAAAGCAGGACAGCAGCACUGCCAGAUCAAGAUCCUUUCGUAAGGGGAACCCAGCAUCCUAGCAUUGCCAAUGCUGCUUAGGUGAGUAAGCUUAUAUGUUUCUGGAAAUGAGCUUGCUUUGUUGGUUAAAUGGGAAUCACUAAAUAGAUGUAAAGCAUUUUCAGUCAUAUGGUUUCUGUUGAAAAUUGAAUUUACAAGUUGUAUAUUGAAAUAUGAUCACAACGAACUGUUGGGCUUCUAAGUUUGAAGCUGAUGUUGCAACAUAAUGAGAACAGCAGCUCAAUGAGAGUUUCAAUGUUGAUCCUGAGAUUAGUGAAUUACCGACAUUGACUCAAUCAAUUGGCUCAUUUGGGGUUGAGGGGUAUUGGCUUUGUUUGCGGCGGCCGGCAGGUGAUGUGAACAAUUUUGUAAGAGCUAUCAUGGUCUAUAUUUUGAAGCCUUGAACAGUUUUGUAAGAGCUACAACGACUAUCAUGGUCUACGUCUUGGACCAUUAGAAAAUUGAUCUGGAUGCAUUUGGAUCCUUGAUUCAAUAUAAUUCCAUUGAAGCAAAAUUUGAAUUUCUCUUAAAAACAAAUGACAUGAAUAUAUUUACAGUUUUGCAAACUUCUUUAGUGGUUCAGCAGCAUCUUUUGCAUGAUCUUAUUGGAUGGUAGAGUUACCCUAGAAGAUGAAACCAAGGAUCUGUUUUGUGAAUUUGAAGGAUCAAUCUUCCGGAGUCUCCCCUCCCAUACCUGCUGCAGAGAAAACUGUUAUAACAUGCUUUUCUCAUAUUUGUAAGCUCAGCAAUAAUAAAGUUCAUAUUUAUUGAACGGUCUUUUUCUUUUAAAUGACUUUUAUGGUUGGCUAUCUAACCAGAAUUUUGCUUAAUGCGGUUUUCCAUCAAUUGUGAAGUUUUGUUUUAUGUU
This is a messenger RNA of Glycine soja, 1559 nucleotides long. RefSeq lists its product as uncharacterized. The transcript is spliced from 4 exons. Lineage: Eukaryota; Viridiplantae; Streptophyta; Magnoliopsida; Fabales; Fabaceae. Bases 145 to 714 code for a protein of 189 amino acids. The record is from RefSeq and is a predicted model, not a curated record.